AUGGAUCCAUGUCCUUUUCUUCGGAUUGUUAUAGGAAAUCUUGCUCUAAAAUUUCCUGAUCGUCGAUCUUUUCCGUGUUACUGUAAAUUCAGGCUUAAAGGGUUUCCUACUCAGGUUUCAGGUAUUCCAUUGCCAGUUCAAGAAAGUGAUGCUGUUGAGAGCAAAAUCCAUGCUUGUUUCAGUUUGAGCAAACCAGAAAUGGAGAAACUAACAGGAAAAUCGAGAAAUACAUCUGGGAAAUUACCCUUUUUGAAGAUUGAGAUUUACAGGGGGAAGAGAGAGCAUAUAUACAGUUGUGGGUUUAUGAAGAGAAAGAAACUUCUGGGGUAUGUUGUGGUGCAAUUGGAUUUGAAGGGCUUUAUUGAAAAUAAUAAUAUUAGUAGGGGCAGUAGUGUGAUUCAGAAUGGCUGGGUUUUAAUUUGUGGGUCUGAAGCAAAGUUGAAUUUGAACGUUAGGGCUGAACCUGAUCCAAGAUUUGUGUUCAAGUUUGAUGGGGAGCCAGAGUGCAGUCCACAAGUUUUUCAGGUCCAUGGGAAUGUUAAGCAGCCUGUUUUUACUUGCAAUUUCAGUUUCAGGAAUUCUGGGGAGAGAAAUUUGAGGUGCUGCAGCUAUACCUUAUCAGAACCAAGUACCUCAACUAGUUGCUUGAGUUCAAUCACAUCUGAUAAAGAAAAGCCGAUGAAAGAGAUCAGAAAGGGGUGGUCGAUCACUGUCCACGACCUCUCUGGCUCGUCUGUAGCCGCUGCAUCAAUGGUGACACCAUUCGUGCCAUCACCAGGCACCGAUAGAGUGAACCGAUCAAAUCCAGGAGCAUGGCUCAUUCUUCGACACUGCCACAGCACUUGGAAGCCUUGGGGGCGCCUCGAGGCCUGGCGGGAGAGCAAUGGCAGUGAUGUCCUCGGCUACCGCUUUGAACUCAUCUCUGAGGGCGGCAUAGACACCAUACCACUAGCCAAUUCGACUAUUAGUACAAAAAAUGGUGGGAAAUUCAGCAUUGGUGUAACCACUGGUUCAACCCCAAUGACUAGUCCUAAUAGCAGCUUUGAUCUUAGUUCAGGGUCCGGUUCUGGAUCAGAAUUCGGAUCAACGACAGGAUCUGGAUCUUGGGCACAUAUGUUCUACAGAGGCUUUGUCAUGUCAGCUACAGUCGAGGGUGAAGGGAAAUGCAGCCGGCCAGAAGUGGAAGUCGGGAUGCAGCAUGUUACAUGCAUGGAGGAUGCAGCAGCUUUUGUAGCACUGGCUGCUGCCAUGGAUCUAAGCAUGGAUGCUUGUAGAUUAUUCUCUCAUAAACUCAAGAAAGAACUGAGACAAUUCGAUCUCGAAUAA
Molecule: messenger RNA, 1326 nt
Organism: Fraxinus pennsylvanica
Lineage: Eukaryota; Viridiplantae; Streptophyta; Magnoliopsida; Lamiales; Oleaceae
Source: the annotation of a GenBank genome assembly